UCAGAAUUGUUAUAAGUUAUUUAGAUUUUCAGAUCGAAUUAUAAGAUUGCAUGGUAUUCGUGAGGGAAAAGAGUAAGUUACAAAAAUAUCUUAUCACAGAAAGUACUUGAAUUAUAGAGUAAUAUUUUAUAAAUAUUGUAUGUGUAAAAUAGUUGAGACAGCAUGAAUCUUCCGCAAUAAACAGGUGACCUGAAAGCAAAAAAUUACAAAAUUCAUUCACAUACGAAGACAAACUAUGUUGUUUAUAUUCUGUCAUUAUAGCAUCAUUGUUCUUUGUGUUGUGAUCACUGAUUAUCGUCAAGCGACAACGGACUGCUUCUGCCUCAUUGCAUUAGUUACGAGCUGUUACGAGUAUUAGACGGUGGUCCGAUUAAGGAAUUAUGUUGCAUGUUAUGUCUUUAUUUAUUUUUAUUUGAUUUAUUUAAUGAAUAAUCCACUUUGUGAAAUAUUAAAAAAAAUUAUGUUGCAUGUUCUUAGUUUCUUAAAUCCAUUGUUUUGGUUAUAAUAAAUAAACUGUUACAACAACAAGGAAAUGACAUUUUUGAAUUCAAAUAGGAUCUAGAGAUUAUUGUUUUGUUUCAAAGUAGAUUGAGACGUUCCUAGUCUUACAUUAGCUUAGACAUGGAAACAAUAAUAGUGUUUGUUGUAUUCGUGAUAGCACCAUGCUUGUCUACUCCAAACGAUAAUUUUUGUGAGCACGUUACGCAAAUGCAUCAUCACUGUAUUGACGAAAAUGGUUCGAUUGGACAUGCAAACCAGGGAAGGCCUGGUAAGAUUGGACCAAAAGGUCCCGCAGGAAUUCAGGGACCGCCUGGCACCGUUGAUUAUGAUAUUAUCGAUAGAAAACUGAGGGAUAUGUUUCAAGAUACUGAAAAUCGGCUGAAUAGAAAAGUAGCAAGUUGUGAAGCUGCCGUUGAGAAUUUGAAAGAAGAACUACGUGUCCGUACAGUAACCGAUUGCAGUAAGGUAUCGAUGGAAGAUAUACAAUCAACUAGCGAGACAGGGGGAAUUUUUGAUAUAUAUCCAGGACGAAAACAGACAGAAGUUUAUUGUGAUAUGGAAACUGAUGGAGGAGGAUGGAUUGUAUUUCAACGCAGAAAAGAUGGAAGUGAAGACUUCUUCAGGUCAUGGAAUGACUAUGUAACAGGAUUCGGCAAUAAAAAAGGGGAAUUUUGGCUUGGUCUUGAAACGCUACACAAAAUAACGUCAUCCGGGUCUUAUGAACUCAGAGUAGAUCUCGAAGAUUGGUCUGGCGUGAAGAAAUACGCAAGAUACUCAACUUUCAAGAUCGGCAGUGCAAGUACGAAGUAUCGGAUAAAUCUCGGUGCUUAUUCUGGCGAUGCUACGGACUCAAUGUCGCGAGAAAACGGGAUGAAAUUUUCAACCAAAGACCGCGAUCACGAUACUUGGCCCAACAAUUGCGCUUCAGCGUACAAGGGAGCGUGGUGGUAUGGUAAAUGCCAUAUAGCCAAUCUUAACGGAAAAUACCAUAAAGGUGGUGCACACUCUACUUAUGCAGAUGGAAUCAAUUGGCAUGGAUGGAAAGGAUAUAAUUACUCCCUCAAAUUCACGGAAAUGAAAAUCCGACCAACUUCAUAAAAUGUGAGAUGUACAACGAGCUGGAAAAUAUUUCAAUGUAUAUAUAUAUAUAUGUAUAGAAUAUACAAGAUACUGCAGAGCAAUGUGCUUUGAACUUAUUUUGAUGAAGUAUAGUGUCGUAUCGUUCCACCAUAUACUUUAUAGUUAACUUUGUUUUGUAAUUCCGAUUAAUAUGUGUGAUUUGCAAUGUCAAAAUAGUUAACUCUAACGCUUCGA
Molecule: messenger RNA, 1815 nt
Organism: Styela clava
Lineage: Eukaryota; Metazoa; Chordata; Ascidiacea; Stolidobranchia; Styelidae
Product: ryncolin-2-like
Source: RefSeq, a predicted model, not a curated record